AUGCCUGUUACUCAACCAAAAACACCAAAAAUUUUGUCUAAUCGUCAAAAGUUUCGACAAAUAUUACCAUCCCAUGAAACAUUACGUGAAAUUGAGGCACUUAACUUAGGAAAACCUCGAAAUUGUAUAGGGAAUCAAUUUGGAAAAAAAGUAAAAAUUAUUGGAAAGAAAAGAUUAGAACGUAAACUUGGAGAUUUGACACUUGAACGAGAGGAACAAUUAGAGGUACGUGUUUUGCGAUUAACGCAGCAAAUCAAUUUUUACGCUGCUGGUAAUAUGUUUAAUAUGGUUGAUAUGCCUGGUUAUGGAUUUGCUUAUGUUAAAGAUGAAGAAAGGAUCAAAUGGAAAGAAUUGAAUGUGGAAUUUCAGAUAAUCUUAACUAAAUGUGACCUAGUGAUCGCACCAGAUCUUGCACGUCGACAUACUCUUGUUAAAGAGCAACUUGAAGUUUAUAGAAACGCUAUCCCUCAGCCUAUGAUGGUAUCUGCCCGAAGAAAAUCUGGGAUCUACAAAUUAAGACAAUUGAUAUUAACUAUUGUAGGAGGAUUGGAGAGGGCAAGAGAG
Racocetra fulgida is the source of this 564-nucleotide messenger RNA. Lineage: Eukaryota; Fungi; Glomeromycota; Glomeromycetes; Diversisporales; Gigasporaceae. The record is from the annotation of a GenBank genome assembly.